Asparagus officinalis (garden asparagus) is the source of this 1596-nucleotide messenger RNA. RefSeq lists its product as uncharacterized. Gene Ontology annotation, molecular function: protein binding. Bases 1 to 1596 code for a protein of 531 amino acids. The transcript is spliced from 10 exons. The record is from RefSeq and is a predicted model, not a curated record. NCBI's taxonomy places the organism in Eukaryota, Viridiplantae, Streptophyta, Magnoliopsida, Asparagales, Asparagaceae.
AUGGCAGAGGGUGAUAAAAAAAGGAGAAGUUCUCGAUUAUUAGCUCUUGAAGAGACGAAAUGUGAAAGGGCAGUUCUCGCAUUACCUGUAGAUUUUCGACAGAAGAAGGUUGAUGGCCGUUCAAAUUUGCAAAAGCGAGGAAGGAAAAGAAUCAGAGGAAUUGAAGGGGAAGUUCAAGGCUUGCAGGAUGUUGGUUUGAAAAUUAAUGGAAAUUUACUGAACAGUACAGUAUCAUCGCGCAAUGCAACUGACAGGAUCAUUGGAUACAUUCUUGAUAUGCUGGAAGUAAAAGACACACAUGAAUUGUUCUCUAUGCCCGACAACCUCCAGACUUAUGAUUAUGAAGAAAGUAUGAAACAACCUGGUGACUUUGCAACACUAAGACAAAAAUACACUGAUAAAAUGUACGCGACAUUGGAUCAUUUUGAGAAUGAUGUUUUGACAGUAUUCCAUAAGGCAAUUGACUCAAAUGCUCCAAACUCCAUCCCUUUUCGAGAGGCAAUGACUUUAAGAGAUCAUGCAAAGCAAAUUUUCCAAUCUCUAAAAAAUAAUCUUGCAUAUGCGGAAUUGGAACUGUCAGAAUGGCAUCAGCAUUAUUUUAGAUAUAAAAGAAGAGCAUUAAGAAGUGAUUCAAACAUUGGGAAUUCAAGUACUGCACCUCAACGAGAGUAUAAUGCCCGUGUUUCUGUUUCCACGGGCAUAAAACAACAUAUAGGAACAAGCAAUUCUGCAGGUGUUAGGAGAAAUGUACAGUCAACAUCCAGCUCGAGGGCCAGAAAUCAAAGAGUCUCAUUCUUGCAGAGAAACCCUCUUAAAGUUCAAAAUUUUUGCCUCUUAUACCAUCAGAUAGAUUCAAUAAUUUCACCCAUGAAUGAUAUUGGGCAUAAUUUCACCAAGGCUACUCACAGAGAACAUGAACAACAUCCACAACUCCCAGAAGAGCAACGAAGAUACACUUACAAGCCUGGGAACGACUCAAAGGAGUCAUUGUUUACAAUGUUUUGCAACGAACCUAAAACUAUUGUUUAUAACAACAGCACUCUGAGCUACCAAGAGAGCCUUCGACAAUUUGUGAAGGAUGCAGGUCCAGCAGCAAAACUCAUCGCAGAAAACAAAUGCCACGAGUAUUAUAAACGAGUACAAGCCCAGUCUAUUUGGAGACCGUCCCCCUUUGGCACUCAGAGCAAAAUCGGCGCUCAGCAUAUUCUCAGCCAAAAUAUCGGUUCUUCAAGCUCAUCAGCUCCAAAUAACGACAAUCCAAAUUCAACAAGUAUCAAUGAUCAAAAUGCUUCCAACAGAACGCAGCAUCAAGCCUGUCAACUUCACACUGAUGAGCUAUUGACACUGUUCUCUUUAAUAGGAACACCAGAAUUUUCGCAGAGAAGCUCGGCAUCAAGUUCGAAAGAAGAAGUGAACAAAUCUUCAAUCAUUAAUGAUUCAGUAAUCUGGCAACCGAGAUCUGGGGGUUCCAAGUCUUGGAAAGAGGACGAGAGAGAGGGUUCAUCUAAUGUUAGUGCAGGUCUCUACCAGAACAAGAGACAUGGAUUACCACCGAAACCACCGACCAAUCUUAACAUGUUUCAUGGAAAAAAGUAG